GGCUGCGUGCUUGAUUGUUUCCCGGUGUCGGUCUGUGGCGCGCUGUGUGGUCCAGUGUCUCGUUUAUGAAUGGCCCUGACAUGGAGGAAAUUCCGUUUCAGAAAGUCAAAACCCGGCGGAAGAAAAGCCACUGUCCACCCGGCGUCCCUCUAACUACCAUUGCCUGCGAGGACGAGUUCGACUGUAAGGAGCUGGAGUCUCUGUUUCAGAAUUACAACCUAAAGCUGGAGCAGACGUCCACUCUCAAAGCCCUGGCGGUGCUCAUCAUCAUGGCAUCGACGCUGGCCGUGGUGGAGUUGCUUUCCGGGCCCAAUCUGACCAUACCCAAGGGGUCCCAUCCGGUCCACUGUAUCGUCUUCGUAUCCCUCUUCAUUGUCACCAACGUCAAAUACCUGCAGGUGACCCAGCUCCAGCAGAUCGUCAACCUGACCUUGCUCUUCAGCUUCACCUUCUCGUUCCUCUGCUGUCCCUUCUCCCUCGGAGCGGUGGGCCUGGAGCCCCCGACCAAUCCGGAGCAGGGCAUGUGGCAGCUCAUGCUGGUUACAUUCGUCGCCUACUCGCUCCUGCCCGUGCGGACUCUGUUAGCAGUAGUGUUUGGAAUAAUGAUUGCCAUCUCUCAUAUAAUUGUGACAGCGACAUCGGUGACAGUCAAGACGCAGAAAUUAUGGAGAACGGUAAGUAGGUGCAUAUUAAUUUGUAUGCGUGUAUACAUAGUUAACCACCAGGCUAGGCUGUUCAAGGCAUGGGUAAAGGCUUUUGUGAAGAACGGAUAAGGGAAAACAUCGGCGAGAGGAAGCAAUUAAUAGGUUUAUGUCAAUAUGAAGUUCAGCACCGUCAAACUGGACAGCGAUUGGCGGCGCUCACUUCAUACGUUUACAUUUUACUCAUUUAGCAGACGCUCUUAUCCACAGCGACUUACAGUAGUGAGUGCAUACAUUUUCAUACUGGUCCCCCGUGGGAAUGGAACCCACAACCCUGGCGUUGCAGGUGCCAUGCUCUACCAAGUGAGCCACACCGCACUACAAUGUCUCGCUUGUGGAAGACAUACACAUUUUAAUUCUUAAAUUAAAUGUUUCGGUUUAUAUCUGUAAUGGCCUAGAUUUAUGUAGAAUAGAAAUAUCUGUGAAAUCAAGACAUGCAGUUUUUUUUUUUAUAUAACGAGCGCGUGCUGGAUGUAGGCCCAAGUAGGCUGGUAGAAAGUGCAAGGCUGUGCGAGAUGACGCACGGAGAGGUGCUCAGUAGCUCAAUCUAAACUCGGACUUCAAUGACGUGUGGCAGAUUUUGAUAACCACUACAGACAGGAGAGCAGAGGGGUAUCCUACGAAGCAGGUUUGAAGGUGGUCAACUCGGGAUAAACUGUCAUACGAAACCGUCUCACCUUUUAGCCAGUUACAUUUCUAUGGCAACGAAUCCUUCAAAACGAACCUGCUCCGGGACAGGCCAACUCACGGCUAACUUAACAUGAAUGAAAAGACUGAGCCACGAGUUAAGGACCAAUGAAAUCAGAUUCCCUCCCUCUUGCAAAGAUUGCGGCAUAGUCAGUGCAAGUGCUGUUGGACACAUGAGCACACACUCUCCACAUGGAUGCCCCAGCACAGCCCACUGUCAAUGUGGACCCCCAGGUACUUGUAUGAGUUCACCUGCUCAAUGUUCUGUUUACCACUGUGUAGCACUGACUCGUCCAUGGAUUGAUGUUUCAGCAUUGUCUCAAUGAAGCGUUCGGCGUUCGACUAGCCAUGUGCUCAGUUACAAGCCUGCUAGAGUUACGCGUUGAACACACCGACUGAGCAUUUUGCGCGAAAUAGAAUGCAGCGUCAUCUAGAUAUGUGUGCAACAAAAGUUCAACAUUUACCUUCUGCUACCAUUUCUGUCAACCCGUUCAUGCAUACAGUUUGACGCAUACGUUCGAUAAAUCCAACGUAUGCACCACACAGAACGCACUAGAACUGCCUCUGAAACGCAAUGCUGCAAGGCAAACGCAGCGGUCUAUUGGAAAUGAAUGUACUUCCGGUGUACCAAAACGCAAUGAUACAGUCGUUGUGUUAGAAGCGUUAGCGGCAGGCUGAUGAGCAAUAUCCACCGUCGUAGUACGGAUGAAUCCUGAGCUGAAAUGUGAAGCUGAAGCUGGUUAGCUUUAGAAAACCCUGAGUAGAUCUAGCUUGCUUCGUGGGAUACCCCUCUGGUCAGUCAAAGCAUAAGCCGGCUUUCCAUGUUGACAUUGCUUCAGAUGUAGUCUAAUAACCUGAUUUCACUGAGGUGGGGGGACAUAGAAAUAGCCUAUAGAGCUGUGUCUGUCUCACAACAUUGACUUCAAAAUAGCCUGUUUGACUGAUAUGGCUUGGGUCUAUGGUAUGAAUAUCAAUGUAAAACACGACAUGGGAAUAGGGAUCAUCAAUGAAAACACACUCCCAUUCAAAUGUACCAUUACCUAUUUACAAAUUGCAACUGCCUAUGUCAAUUAUAAAAACACAGAGCACAUUAUCUGAAAAUGGAAAGCCACCUCACAUAUUAUAGUUGUUCUGAAGCACAUCCGAGAUUUACUGGAAUCUCACCUUUGAGAUCAAGUGAUCAGCCGCCAUGUCUGAUGGAAAAUCAAGCUAAUAUGAGAGUGUAUGUCUAAUAAUAUGACCCAACCUCAUAUCAUCCUACACCGCCAACACAGAGUGAAACAAAACAAACAGGACCACACAGAGAGAGCAGACAGACAGUGUUCAGACAGGGUUCACAUAUGCCUCUGUUUCAUAGGGAAUAUAUGGUCCACUUAGGAUGAGGGUAAAAAGUCCUUGAUGCAGAACCAAAGUAGGCCAUGGUUGAGGACCUGAACCAGAUACCAGACAACCAGACAGUUAAAUAAAGGACAAGGCAAAGCCAGAUAAGUUAUUUCAGGACAGAAAUACCUAAAAUGUCUUGACAGUCUCAACAUGUGUUUUUUUUUCUCUCUCUCUCUCUCUUACUCUGUUAUGGAUAGGUUGAGCUCUAUCAAAUCAGCUCUAGUCUUCACCUUACAGGUUAAGGUUGUGUGUGGUUUUUGUGGGUUUGUUUUUAGCAUGUGGCCUAUAAUAUCUCAGGCCUGUAGCCUAUAGGUGGGCCAGGAAGACAGUGUGUAAAGAACAGUGCCAGCAGUAGCAGAGUACGGCCUGGGGAGGGAAAGCUAAUCCCUUCAUCCUGAAGAUGAGCUCAGUGGUGUGACCCUACAGGAGCUAUAGGCCACCUUCUCUUCAGAUGUCUAUGUGUGGUGUAAACAAAUCAAUAAUAGCCAUGCCUCGUCUCAGUCAGAGAGAGAAGGACUUAGGUUAGAUUCUUUCUUUCCCCUCUCCUGAUUAGUCACUGCAGCCUUUAUUUAGCUGACUUCUGUUAUAAGAGUCCACCAACACACUGACGGAUAUUUGAGGGUCGUCGUCUGCAUGGUAGUCUUGUGAGACCAUGGAUUUCUUGUGAGACCAUGUAUUGCUCCUGGUGAGGAAGGCUGGCUGACAUUAUACAGAGUUUUAAUGGACUAGUGUGUGUGUGUGUGUGUGUGUAUUUGUCUGUGUGUACUUCUGUGUACAGGCCUUGUUUUGUUGUUGUAAAGGUCACACUGUGCCAGGACCAGUCAUGCCCAGCCACAUGGAAAACACUCACUGUUCCAGCCUCUGUUGUUCUCUCCUACAUGUCUUAUGAUCGGCUGGAAGCACAGCUCACUUUGUAGACCCCUCUGUGAUGUUGGUUAAACUAUAUACACACACACACACACUCAUACACACACACACACAUACACACACACACACACACACAUACUGAUUGAUUGAUUCCAAAUAUGUAAUGGCACAAGACAAAACAAAUACUUUAUUUUUGGCUUCAAAAUAAUGUUUGUGAAUGUACAGUACAGCUCUUCUCUCUUCCUAUAUCUAUACAGUGCAUCAGUCUGUUAGUGUGCUAUGUGUUUAGGCCAGAUGGUUUCUGAUACCUCAGCUUCACCUGGCCCUUCAUGCGUUAAAGGGGCAAUCUGCAGUUCAAAUAAUAACAAAGAGGACAGAGCUAUUCAUUGACAGAGCUAUGGAUACAUGGACUGACCAUCCAUGAGAUCAAAAUUAUAGUUGUAACGAUGUUUUGAGGCUGUACAGUGCUUGUUUUCAAUUACAUUGUUUACAAACAAAGGGGUAAAACAAGCUUAUAUUUGGGGAUCUGAUGGGAUAAGACAAUUGAACUAAGUUCAUGAAAAAUUUAUGAGUUAUGUUCUUAAAAAAUCUAUGGGUAUAUAUUGUGAAUUUAAAAGUCAAAAAAUUGAUGUAGCAAUCACAGAUUUCCCCUUUAAAGAUAUAAUGUAACCGCAACAUACAGGUAACUAUCGAAAUAAAGGAAACACCUAAAUGAAGUUUCUUAAUAGGGCGUUGGUCCACCACGAGCCAGAACAGCUUCAAUGCACCUUGGCAUAGUUUCUACAAGUGUCUGGAACUCUAUUGGAGGGAUGCGACACCAUUCUUCCAUGAGAAAUUCCAUCAUUUGGUGUUUUGUUGAUGGUGGUGGAAAACGUUGUCACAGGCGCCGCUCCAGAAUCUCCCAUAAGUGUUCAAUUGGGUUGAGAUCUGGUGACUGAGACCGCCAUGGCAUAUGGUUUACAUCGUUUUCAUGCUCAUCAAACUAUUCAGUGACCACUCGUGCCCUGUGGAUGGGGGCGUUGUCAUCCUAUGUGGGCAUAGCCAUGGUAGCCAAAAUACUGGCCAAAAUAAUGGCCUGCCCAACAUUUUUAUACAUGACCCUGAGCAUGAUUAGAUGUUAAUUGCUUAAUUAACUCUGGAACCACACCUGUGUAGAAGCACCUGCUUUCAAUAUACUUUGUAUCCCUCAUUACUCAAGUUUUUCCAGUAUUUUAGCAGUUACCUGGAUGUUCUGUCAGAAAAGUUUGGCUUUAACAAUAUGACAGGGGUAGCUAGCUACCUGUCAAAGUAUAGUUUCACUAUCACCAUACUGUAUGUACUUUGCCCAAGUAUCAUACAUGUAUUUGCUAUUUAAGACAGUCUUGCCUUGAGAACGUAGUCCUAUGUAGUUCAGUUGGUGAGAGCAUGGCACUAGCAACACUAAGGUCAUACGUUCAAUUUCUGCAGGGAUCCUAUGUCACUUUGGAUAAAAGCAUAUGCUAAGUGUAUAAUGUUGUGGUGCUUGUUGUUUGUGCUUGUAGCUGGUGGCCAACACGGUGCUGUUUACCAGUGUGAACCUGUCUGGAUUGUUUGUGCGCAUCCUGACUGAGCGAGCCCAAAGGAAGGCUUUCCUACAGGCACGCAACUGCAUCGAGGAGAGGCUACGCAUGGAGGAUGAGAAUGAGAAACAAGUACAAACACAUGCACACACACACACACACACAUUACUAGAAGGCAUAAGGUUAAAAUCAUGUGUAUGAUGGCUCAUUUAUGCAUGGCUCCUUUCUUUCCCCAAUUUUCUAUUUUUUUUUGUCACACCUGGUGACUCAUUUACACACUUUCAAUUCUGUUUGAUACACCACCUUUUUGUCUCUCACUUUUCUUAUCUGCACCACCACCAACACUCUCCUCUCAUAUUCUCAAGUCUGAUUAAGUAUAACUCUUUCCUUCUCCUCGCUCUGUUUUGUUUGUUUGUUUCUUUAUUUUCUUUUAACCUUCUUACUUUCUCUCUCUCUCUCUCUCUCUCUCUCUCUCUCUCUCUCUCUCUCUCUCUCUCUCUCUCUCCUCUCUCUCCUCUCUCUCUCUCUCUCUCUCUCUCUCUCUCUCUCUCUCACCCACACAUACAGGAGCGCCUUCUGAUGAGUUUGUUGCCGAGGAACGUGGCAAUGGAGAUGAAAGAAGACUUCCUGAAGCCUCCUGAAAGGAUCUUCCACAAGAUCUACAUCCAACGCCACGACAACGUCAGGUAG
Messenger RNA from Coregonus sp. 'balchen', 5866 nucleotides. The record is from the annotation of a GenBank genome assembly. NCBI's taxonomy places the organism in Eukaryota, Metazoa, Chordata, Actinopteri, Salmoniformes, Salmonidae.